AUGAAUACCGGCCAGUUGUCUCCUAUCAGCACCGAACUCGAGAUCCCGCCCGUAGGUGGCGCUUCAUCUGCCGUGCCGACCAUGAUUCAUUCCGCCACAUCAUCAUGUGCGGAAACCUGGAGUACCAGCUAUAGCGAGGACGCGGGGCCGGGUGGUGAAACCGAACAUGAUAUGUCAUGGGAGAGAAAUUCGGACGACGCAUUGACAAUUCCCAAGAUUGAGCCCCUCGAAGAUGAUGGCUUCCAGAUGGACGAAGUCAAGGAAGCUCCACACACCCCGACUACAGAUUCCAAUGCUGCGCCGGCUCCCCAGAUGAAAUUGAAGAGGCCGAGAGGCCGGCCUCGCAAGCACCCCCUCACGCCCCAGGUAGCAACAAAUAAAGUCGCCAAGGGUCGUUCCAAGACCGGAUGCAUCACAUGCCGUAAAAGGAAAAAGAAAUGCGACGAGGCAAAACCACGCUGUUUAAAUUGUGAGAAAAAUGCUGUCGUUUGUGAGGGAUAUCAUGAGAAGACCAUAUGGAAAAGCGGCAAAGAGAGACACGAAGAGAAUCAGAAGCGGCUCAGGUUGCCACAUAUUACUCUUCAGCCUAUAUUCGAAGGAGUAGAGACGCCCGAAGAUAUGGUCUUCUUAAAUCACUAUAUCAACCAUCUAAGUGGCGUACUUACGGUGGAAGGGCAGCACAAGAACGCGUUCAAGGAUAUGCUACUCCAGAUGGCGGUAGAGCACCGAGGUCUUAUGCACUCUAUCCUUUCCGUAGCCAGCAGACACAUCGAUUACGACACCCCAUAUGGCGUUAAAAUCCUGAAUUCAAACCCAAAGGUUAACAUGGCUUCGCUACUAAACAGAUCACAGUUUCACCACCAUGAGGCGAUGAGCAAACUUUGCGAACCGAUGGAUAAUGAGAGCGAUCCUAAAAAUAAGACAAACUUAUCUCCCCGGUAUGGUCAAAUGCUCUGCCUGCUCUUGCAAACCUUGGCGGAAGGUAAUCCAAAUGGCGAGCAUCGGGUUCAUCUUCAGGCAUACAAGAACCUCAUCCAACAGUCGCCACCGCCAGACAACGCUUUCUUGAUAUUUAUCACCGAAUUCUUCCAGUAUCGUGUCUUUGCAGACGAGUUGAUACGUCACCCUGAUAUUCACACACCCCGCCUAGCAACGGAGGAUUGGGAACCUUGGCUUGAAAUCCAGCCUGCACGUCUAAUUGGCAUCGCCGACGGCUUGUUUCAUUAUCUCGCGCGGAUAACAACUAUCCGCAACACUAUCAGAGCGAACAUCGCUGCCGAGGCGGACCCGGUCGUAGACUACACCUCACUAUACCGAGCUGCUGAGAUUGAUUCUGCCAUUCGAGAGUGGACACCUCAUUGGCCCCCGGGGGACAGUCGCGAUCGUGUCGGGCUCUUGUACAAGCAGAUGAUGUGGGUAUAUCUGUUUAGAACUAUCUACCCACCGUCAUCGACAACACCUACCUCCACGCUAUUCACACAGCCGACAACGACGACGACGACGACGACGAGUGUCGUUCCUUUAUCGCCGACUUCACAAUCUCACUCUACCCAUACCCCACCUUCGUCCGAGCGGCCGACAAGCAGCCACACGACACCGCCUCGUGCCGAAUCUCCAGCACCGAACCGAUACCCACCUCACCAUGACCGCCGCAUAACCCUUGCCGUCGACGAGUCGUUAGCGAUCCUAGACUCCUUCAAGCCGAGCGAUCCCGUGCAGACUCUGCUUCUAGUGCCGUGCCUCGUCAUCGGCUGCGCCUGCUUCGCCCCCGCACAACGGGACAGGGUACGGAUUGCAAUCCGAAUCGUCCGAGGGUACACCGGACUGCGCAACUGCGACCGCGUCGCCGAAGUCCUCGAAGAAGUCUGGCGGUUGAUGGAUCGCGGCGACUGGGCACGCGUGUGGGACUGGCAAGGCGUCGCGAGAAGCAUGGGCCUCGACUUCUCGUGCGCUUAA
Messenger RNA from Daldinia caldariorum, 1956 nucleotides. RefSeq names its product fungal-specific transcription factor domain-containing protein. Gene Ontology annotation, molecular function: DNA-binding transcription factor activity, RNA polymerase II-specific; transcription cis-regulatory region binding; zinc ion binding. The record is from RefSeq and is a predicted model, not a curated record. The coding region runs from base 1 to 1956 and encodes 651 amino acids. Gene Ontology annotation, biological process: positive regulation of transcription by RNA polymerase II. Gene Ontology annotation, cellular component: nucleus. The transcript is spliced from 3 exons. Lineage: Eukaryota; Fungi; Ascomycota; Sordariomycetes; Xylariales; Hypoxylaceae.